Molecule: messenger RNA, 2702 nt
Organism: Sitodiplosis mosellana (orange wheat blossom midge)
Lineage: Eukaryota; Metazoa; Arthropoda; Insecta; Diptera; Cecidomyiidae
Gene: Agps
Product: alkyldihydroxyacetonephosphate synthase
Exons: 6
Coding region: 496-2379 (627 amino acids)
Biological process (GO): lipid biosynthetic process
Molecular function (GO): alkylglycerone-phosphate synthase activity; FAD binding
Source: RefSeq, a predicted model, not a curated record
CGUCGCGACGUAUUCAACGUUUUAUAAACAGUGUUUUUCUGUCUCGUCUUAUUCAAGACAAAGUUCAAUCGCCGUGUGCGUUUGCCGGACGAUAAGAAACAACAAAAAUCACAGAUUUUCAAUACGGAAAUUCGUUGACUCAUAGAUCAUGUUUGAUACCACGCUUUUAUAGCGGCAUUUAGUGGAAUACAGUGAAUGGUGUGUGUGUGUGUUUUCUUUUUUGACUAUUGAAAGUGAAACCCGAAUUUUGGUUGGGUCACCAAAGAGCAAACAUACCGAACAGAAAAGGAAAAAAAAACGCUGUAACAAAUUUGAAAGCGGAAUAAACACAUCGGUCUAUUGCAUACACAAAAACAAAAAUAAACGGUAGAGAAGCGAAUAAUUCCCAGUGCGAGAGAGUAAAUUCGAUAAACAGUUCGUCGUUCAGUUCGGUAAGAGUUUGAACAAAAGUCAUACAUUACUACGCCAAUUGGCGAUUCGAACGGCACCGAAAAAAUGGCAGAAACAACUGAUAGCAAAUCGACCAGCAAAUCUACAAAUAAAAAUGCAGCCACAUCGGUUUUGGCACGAAAUAAUGGCACUGGCAAGGAGAUCAAAAGCAUCAUUCCAAGAGAAAGAGAGAAGGUUCUAAAGUGGAACGGUUGGGGCUAUAAUGAUUCUAAAUUUGCGGUGACCAAUGAUUUUAUGAUCUACUUUUCGGGCGAUCGAUAUCCCAUUGGCAAUCUUUUGCUGCCUUACUUCAAGCAAUGGGUACAGCAAAUAUUCAAUUUAGAUUUUACAUCGAGACGCGUACCAAAACCCCUGCCAACGGUUUAUCCUGACCCAAUUCUCAACGAUACAUUUAUCAACGAUAUAAAAGCUGGAAAUAUUCUGUUUUCGGUCAAAGGAGUGGAUCGUUUGAUUCGAUCGCAUGGUCAAACACUGUACGAAAUCCAUAAUUUGCGGGAGGGUAUCAUCAAACGCAUUCCAGAUGUUGUUGUUUGGCCACAAUCCCAUGAUGAUGUGGUGACAAUUGUAAAUGCGGCCAAUUCCAGAAAUGUAACCAUAAUACCGUUUGGUGGUGGAACAUCUGUAUCCGGUUCAGUGACCUGUCCACAAAAUGAACAACGAUCAAUUGUUGCAUUGGACACAUCACAGAUGAAUCGAAUGCUGUGGCUGGACCGGCCAAAUAUGACGGCAUGCUUUGAAGCUGGAAUCAUUGGUCAAGAUUUGGAGCGAGAAUUGAAAGCGAUUGGGUUAACCGUUGGCCAUGAACCGGAUAGCUAUGAGUUUUCUUCACUCGGCGGUUGGGUUGCGACACGAGCAUCGGGCAUGAAAAAGAAUGUGUACGGCAACAUUGAAGAUUUAGUGGUGCAAUUGAAAAUGGUCACAACAAAAGGCGUUCUCGAACGAAAGUGCCUAGCACCGCGGCUAUCGUGUGGCCCAGAUUUCAAUCAAAUUAUUCUUGGAUCAGAAGGUACAUUGGGUGUCAUAACCGAGGUUGUGCUAAAAGUUAGUAAAAUGCCAACAGUACGGGCGUAUGGGUCACUAAUUUUUCCAUACUUUGAUUGUGGCGUCAAAUGCUUACGCGAAGUAGCGGCACGCAAAUGUCAACCGUCAAGUAUUCGCCUGAUUGAUAACGAUCAAUUUAAAUUCGGUCAAGCACUUAAGCCCAAAGCCACUCUCUUCGGCAGCGUCAUUGAGGGUAUGAAAAGAGCCUAUAUCACAAAGUUGAAAGGAUUUGACUUGAACAAAAUGUGCGUCGCAACGCUACUGUUCGAAGGCGACGAAAAAGAUGUGAAACGUCAACAGAAAUUAAUCAAUGAAAUUGCCGAUAAAUACGGCGGCCUUCCGGCCGGUGCGGUAAACGGUGAACGAGGCUACGUACUUACCUUUGUAAUUGCAUACAUUCGGGACCUGGCAUUAGAAUUUUAUAUUGUGGCUGAAUCGUUUGAAACGUCUGUUCCAUGGGACAAAUGUGCGCAAUUGUGUCGAAAUACGAAGCUGCGUGUCUCAAAGGAAUGUGAAAAACUCGGUGUAAAAUACUAUUUAAUAUCGUGCCGUGUGACACAAACCUAUGACGCGGGUGCCUGUGUUUAUUUCUACUUCGGUUUCAACUAUUCCGAAAUAAAAGAUCCCGUCGAAACCUAUGAGCACAUUGAAUCGGUGGCUCGAAUGGAGAUUCUAUUGAAUGGUGGCUCAAUUUCACAUCAUCACGGUGUUGGAAAGCUGCGUAGCCGAUGGUAUCCGCAAAGUGUGAGCAGUGUUGGUGUUGGCCUCUAUAAAUCGGCCAAACAAGAACUCGAUCCAAAGAAUAUAUUUGCGGCGGGCAAUUUAUUACCCAAUCCAAACGAUGUGGAACACAAACUGGAGCACAACAAGCCACAAUCAAAGUUGUAACAGCAUUCAAUUCGAAACCGGGUUCCAACAUAUACAUUCGUUAAUUUCAUUUGUAUGUGGUUUUCGUUUUCAUUCAUCAUUUCCAAGAGACUAGUGUAAAGUUACCAUAAGCAAAUGUUUAAGGGCAAUAUUUCUUAAACUCUUUUUUUUUCUUUUUCUUUAUUAAUUUUCCAAUUUCCAUCCAUUUCUAUCGCAAUGGUUCGAUUUCGUGUAAGUUUUAAGUUUUUAGGGAAUUUUUACUGCGGAAAAAAAAUGUAUGUCUUUUUAGUUGAUUAUUGAUACAGAAAUAAAAGAAAAAAAGAAGAAACAAAACAACAACAGAA